AUCUUUAUACUCCAGGGUUCGGCACUGUAGGGGUAUAUGCUGUUGAGGCUUCCCCCACUCUUGUUACUGCCUCACUAUCCACCAUAUCAUAUGGUGCUAUUACAACAAAAGUGGGGGAAGACGCUCACUCAGUCCUGCUCAGUCCAACUUAGUCAGUCGGUGUCAGUGCUGGCUUGCUCCCUUGCUCUAUGGAGCAAGCGUGCCAAACCCUGAGUUAUGCUAACGUCAGUAGUGUUUAAUAGACAUUGAGAAUCACUGUGCAAACGACAGUUACAAAUUGAAACGCGAGAAACAGAAGUGCUCGCAAACAUAUACGAUAUAACAGAGAAUAGUGAGGUUGAUAUUAGUUGUCAAGUCACAAAAUAUUCCACAUUGUUUCACAUAUUCACUUCUAUUUAUACAUAUAUUGAUAUGCACAUAAAUAAAUACAUCUUAUUAUUGAAGCCACCGAAGUAAAUGGCAGAUUGAUGAAUAGGUCAUAUGACAUGUGAUUUAUCAAAUUUUAAUUUUGAAACGACCAAGGAUACAAAAGAGUUAAUUGAUUGUUGAAUCGAAGUAUUGAAAUAUGGCACACGUGACAGAGACAAAAUUCGCGGAUAUUCAAAACGACGAACGAUGUCAGAAAUUGAAACGAGCUUUGAAACUUGCUUUGCUCAGGAAACAAAAUAAACAGGAUAGAGAUGAAUCGUAUAUGUUACCUAUGACACCUAUUAGUAUCUCCAGUAUCAAUAUGGAUGGAUUUGAUUCCACUACUAAUUUCCUACAAGCCUCUAGAAUUGGCAGCGAAGUUGUGUCUUCGAGCAACAAUCUAAGAAAUAUGAUCUUGAAAGGAAAUGAUAAAAAUGGUUGUAAACCAAUUGCUACAUCAAGUGUUAAAAAGUUCAAUACGAAAACUGACUCCGAUAAAGAUUAUUUGUUGAUGCCGCCACCUACCUUUGACUGUGUUCCUAGUACUUUUAAAAAGUCAAACGAUAUAACAACAACCAAUGAUGCCAGAAUUCAGUCAGUGUCAGAAAAUGAUACCAUAAAAGAAACUCCUGAACACGAUAAUGUUUGUUCCUCAAAUAUGAUUUCUGAUAUUGUUCAAAAUAGAAAAGUUAAGGUUUUUAAAGAUUGGAAAGUCAUGUUUAAUGGACAAGGGCAACUGGUUAUUAAAGGAAGAAUAGAACGUGGAAUAAUUGCUCGUAGUAAACCUAUCAUAAGGCGAUUGACAUCCACUAUUGUUGAAUCUAUUUGUAAACAUUUGUACCAGUUACAAGGAAAUAUUGUUGACAAUGAGUAUGAAUUACCAGAUUAUGUCAUUAAUAAAUUUUCUAACGGAUUCCCUGAUGACUGGUUGAAUGUUUGCGAUAUUUGGAGAGCAUUCAUAGACAAAGGAUGCAAAACAACUUUUCGUUGGCCUACCAAUGUCACUGAUAGCGACGAUGACUUAAGAAGCGAAAUAACAGACAUGACAUUUGUAGGCUCGAAUAGUCCAGAAAAUAAAGUUCCAAAGUCUUUAAAAGAACCGCGUACACUUUGUUCAGCUACUUCGAACGUCUUGCAGGCCCUGACAGAGAAAGAAAAUAAUAGUCCAUGUAAAACUAAUAUGAGUAAUUCGUUCACUCAAACAUCUAUAUCUGGCACGUGUCCCGUUACAUGGUUGAAUAACGACAAAGAGAAUUGCAAACAACAGGACAAUACGGCUUCGAAUUGUUUUUAUUCUGAAGAUGAAAGAAAUAAAUUGCGAGACAAAUUAAAUCUUAUUAUAAAUACUUUAACGGAUAAAAACGAUUCUAAAACAUGCCUGAAUAUAAUCAGUGAAUUACUUGAUUGGAUACAUCACAUUAUAUCAAAUGAAGCAGAUGAAAAUGACAAGUCCAAUAUAAAGAAUUCAAGAUCAAGUAGUAAUAAAAGCAGCAAUUCGAAAGAAUAUUGCCCAUCCGAAUCUAUUCCUUUGCAAAGUAUUACAGUGUUCGAUAGAAAUAAAUCUGCAACCGCAGACAGCCUUACGAACUGUAAUAAUUCGUCACAAAUAAACAAAACUUUCAACAGCAUGAAUAGAACUAAUGGUAGCAGUAGUUCCGAUAGCGAGAGUUCAGUUUACGCUGGUGUUCGCAAGAUAUCGGUAACACAGAUACUGCAUCGAAAAAGGCCAGUGAUAGAGUCUCCAAAACGUAAAAUCAAAAGAAGUAUUGCACAUCGAAAGUCAAAGAAAUCUUCAGUUAAAAGUCCUACCAAAACACAAGAGAUACUGACAAAAAAUAAUAGCAGGAAUCACGAAGAUUCUAGUAUCAGUAUCAUAGAAGACAACGAAGGUUGUUUGAAAUAUAAAAAACAUAUUGAUCCAAGCAAUGAAAGGAAUGUAUCUGUUAAGUCCAGUGCAAUUAAAGGAAACCAGUGGGAUAAAACGAAUGUCCAUACAAAUAACAAGACAUAUGAAGUGCGGGAACACUUCAUGCAGAAAAAUGUUUAUAGAGAUACAGAAAGUAAUAAUGAAGUGAUGGAAGGAAGUUCUUGUAUAGAAGCCUCUAGGAAGAGAGGUGAAACUAUGAAAUGCCAAUGUCAAAAGUGUGCAUCUCACGAACAGACUAGAGAACAAUUAUUUCGAUCCAGGGAAUUUAUAAACAAAGUUUCAAAACCUGACGUGAUUAGUUUAGUACCCGUUGUAAAUAGAGUCGACGUUACAAAUUUUAGUAUAAAUCCUAAAGGAGAAAACGUUUGUAUAAAACAAAAUAAUUCAGCUUGUCCUACUUCAAGGGAUUCUUUGAUGGUUGCCAUGUAUGAUAGUCCCAAUAAAAGUAAGAAUGUAAAUAAAUCAUUGAUGCAAGGAAACGAUGUGAGCAAAAAGAACACUUCAAAUGGAUCAAAGAAUAAUACCGCGAAUCCACCAGAGAAGUCAGGUAAUGCAAAAACUAUAGAGAAUUUAAAGGAAUUUGAAAGCAAUAGACAACGCAAAAUACUAACACGGAAGAAAAGAAGAAUCGUAGAACAUGCGUCGGAAUUGAGUGACUUCAGCGAUAAUACAAGCGUUCCUGUACAGAAGAAGCAAAAAGUUAAAGCGAAACAACAGGAAUUGUCCGAUUCUGCGGUUACAACAAACGAACAGGAUAAUCUGGGGAAUACGGAAAAUAUGUGUAAAUCUUGCUUAGACGUUGGACCGACGAAGUCAAUACCGAAAUCCACGAUACCGUCACCUUGCAGAACUAGACAAAUGUAAGGGAUUUAAGGCUUUCAAGGUCUAAGGUUCAACAAGAAUUUUCAGCUGUGAAUCGUCCCAAUAUCGUAUGCACCUACCAUAACAAUAUAUCAGUACAUAGUGUAUUAUCCGCUGAUGAAGAUUCUCAUGUAUAAAAUAACAUAUGUGCUUGCUCUAACACUGCCAAUAAAGUAAUGUAUACUGUUUCAUAUUUUUUUAAUAAACAGGAUAAACGAGUA
Hylaeus volcanicus is the source of this 3417-nucleotide messenger RNA. RefSeq lists its product as uncharacterized. The record is from RefSeq and is a predicted model, not a curated record. Lineage: Eukaryota; Metazoa; Arthropoda; Insecta; Hymenoptera; Colletidae. The transcript is spliced from 9 exons. The coding region runs from base 566 to 3199 and encodes 877 amino acids.